CAAAACACACAGUCUACAAACACACGGUAAAUGGAGGAUGACGUUCUCUGUGAUUAUCAUACUUGUGUUACUGGUCGGGACAGGACACGUCUACAGUAAUGUACAAUCAGCAUCUUCAUCAUCACAAGACAUCUCCACAAGAGAACCAUUUACCACAGAACCACAUUCGUUUACGUACAAGGUCUUUGUUGGUGUGUGGCUUGGACUUAUCAUAGUUGAGACUGUCAUCAUCUGCAUAAUGAUUUGCUGCUUAAUCUUACGACCAAACAAGCAAUAUAACGAUGUAGAAUCGCAAGCUGAAGUAUUCCCAAACAAUUAAAAUAUCGGGAGAAACAUCGUUCUGUCAAGCUAAAGGAUGUGACUAUGAGAUCUGACGUAAAUGAGAUCAGUGUGUCUUGCUGGGAUUGACUUACUAGAACUGCCAUCUUGCCCAGUGAAUGUUGCAGAGUUGAUCGUGAUUUCAACCUUUGUGUCGCGUCUUGAAACACAUGCUACUUGUCAAAAUACGACUCUGGGCGCGUAGACCUUCGUUGCUACUUUGGAGCUUUAUCAAGAUUUGUCAGUAAUAAUGUCAUAUGGACAGCUUUAUUUAAUGCCUAGUAUAUAAUGCAAUAUUUAACAACUAUUACAGACCGUGUGAGAAGUACGCAUAAUGUCGGAAAGCGCACGUUAAAUCUCCUAUAAUACGUAACUAUUACAGAAUAAAACAUGGAGGCAUGGAUCAAAAGUUCCUGCUAUAUUAUUUGAUUUUUCAACCUCAUCGAAACAGAAUGAUUUACCAUCCACCAGUGAACGCCACAAAUCAUGCUUUAUGGGUGCCGUUUCUUCUUAGUUUCAACAAAAUCAGUAAUGGUACUCUCGUGUCCUUUGAUUGUCUAGUUCAUCUAUCACUUGUGCUGCAUCAGGAAAUAAAUAUUUUUUAUCCGAAUUAAAAUAAUGACGGGUGCUAGCGGUAGGACAGGACUUGGUUACCCUUUUCACAAACACCUGGUGUCAUCACUGAUGUUCCGUGACCCAGUCAUAGAACUGUCUUCACUAAAUUAUCUUUUACGUCCACUGUUAGCUGUUUCAGCGGAUGAUCAAAGACCAGACAGUUUCUCGCGUCGACGUUAUGUAUUUCCGCUUCACGAGUCACACAACUGAAACAAAUUUCCAUAGACUAAGUGAAUUGAUUAUCAGUGAUGUGCCUGGCGUGAGUCAGGUCCGAACCAGGAAACUAUCCAGUGGUAAGUAGGGAUCUAUGCACGAUCUGGCAAUCAUCUGUUUCACAGUACACGUUGUGACAAGAUGACUACUGUCGGUAUCCCUCUCUCUGUCGGACAACUUGCCGUUUACAUGAUGAUUAUUGGAUUCGAUAAUAUGGACCAAAUACAAGCUUUCGGAGCAAGCAGUGGCCUCUGUGUUAAAGCAAAGUAUACCACCGCUGAGAACGACUGCAAAGAUAGAAGCAAUGGAAUAUUCAAUAUUUCGGACUUUAUAGCAUCAGAAGGCGGAAGACAGGCUCAAGAUGUCGUAGCUAACCUCACAGAAAUUUGGAUACGAGGAAACAAGGACGGGCUCUGCUUAACUUAUUUUGAGGAACGUGGGGCUACAAAUGGAUCUGCCUUAAAUUCGACAAACACGACAACCCCUUACAAAUUCCAAAAAGCCAGCUGUGAUGAUCUGCAUUACUACGUCUGUAAGAGGAGUGCUAGUAAACCUAAAAAUGGUUCAAAGUUCCCAUAUGAUGUCACUUGUCCUGAGAGUCAGCUGACAUCACAUCAAAGGCCUACAAUUGGGUUUAUGAGUCCGUUGAUUAUUACCAUGGUGUGUAUCUUCGUUGUACUUGUCAUUGGCAUCAUUGCAGUGUAUCUCAUCGUCAAAAGGAAGAAGAAUGGAAAAACGAAUGGGACACCGUCGAUAGCAGGUGAUGCUCGAUACAUGAGAAGUAACCCUGCAGAUAACAGGGAGUCUGGUCUCCACACAGAAGGUAAUGAAGCUGGCAACCACGACAGCCUCACAUCAGUUCAAGCCCAAGAUCCUCUAGGUGCUGAGGACGAGGGUGUGGACGUCGUUGUAGUACAGUGUGAAGACCCUAGAGAAGCGGACGACCUUGAUGACAACCCUUUAUACGUCACUUACUGACCUGCAAACCAGGGACGCGUGUAUGCCUGACGGCUAUACAGUGUAAAUCAUACUGAGGCGGAAUGCUACCAGAUAGUCCAGGUAUACAUAAUCUAACACACGGAAAUAACAGUUGAGGGGAUUCAUACUAUUCAUCUACGUGUGAUUUUGCAAAAGAUCAACAUUGUGCGUUCAUACAAUCUUGUAUACUUGUUCACUUUUUAAAUAUAAUAUAUACAAAACUAUGAAUACUUGACAACGCAGUAGUAGUUAGUAACUUCCAAUCAUUAAUGAUUUACACUCAUUAAUAAUGUGUUUUUCACUCAUGGCGUUACGUUUAUGUAAUGGUGGUUUACAAAAAGAUAUAUUUUUUGUCAAGAAGGGUUCUGAAAGUAAAACAUUGUUAAAUUUCUGGUUUAUGUUGCCGAUCACUUCAUUCACGAAAAUCCGUACAUGUUUAACUACAUAAUUGUUCUUCUGGUCGAAGCACCAACAGCGGACAGGGUAAACGUUGUUUACUCUCACAUAACGCUAUUUUCUGUCAUUGUGGUAUCCGUUGAUACGGAAUGUGUCACUAUUUUGUACAAUUUUUCUCUCAGCUGGGAAAGAUAUAUUUUUGUUGUUCUUAAUAAUAAACAUACGUUCAAACACGAACCUGGCGGGUAUGCUGAUCGUGUAUUUAUUCCUGCAGAGAGGAACAGGUGUAUAAUUGAAUCCAAAGGAAUAAUUUGCUUGUUCGGGGGAUGUCACCGGGUCAUUAAAUCUACCCAUGUCACGGUCUUUUGUUUGGCACCCCGCCUUUUUACUUUAUUUCCGACACCGCUCGGCAAAGUUCGUCUAUCAGCGUCAUUGCAUGCUUGGUUAGGCAAUUAUCGACCCGACUACUUCAUUCUCUGUGACUUAACGCCACACUACUAACAUGUAUUGACUUAAUGUUUGUUAUCUCCUAUAUGUUCGCUCCCAUAUUCCUGUGUUGAAAAUGGUUUUGUAACUAUGAUUUUCAGACAUUAGGGGAAUUUAUAUGUAUACUCAGAUAUAUCUUAUGUAUGUAUGAUCAUUUUUGCCUCCUCAAUAUUUAUACAUAGCUUGUUGUAAAUCUUUAAUUAUUCCGGUGGAUAGCUUAUGUUCAGCGCUUCAUUUUGAUACUUACAUCUUCAGUGUGGAUAUCGUAGUUAGUUCGCUAUACGUGUUUUCCACAUGUUUAGAAACACGCGUUGGCUAAGCGCCUCAGAUUACUGUAUUCUCCAGCUGUCUUGGAGAGAAUGCCCUCUCUGAGGUCCGCGCGCUGUGUGUAUAAACUUCUUCAAGCUCUUGUGUCUUUACCCCCAGGAUUCGUUAGGCCGUUUUACUGUCGAUUUGCUCUUGGGUGGUCGCUUCGAAACUCAGGUUUUCCGAGCACUGUUGAUCUAGUACUGACUUACUCUGGUUGUAUUGAGCUAAACAAAGUAACUUGCGUUUCCAGUACUCAGUUUUUCUAGAAAUCCGUGGAAAAAAAACCUUCCCGUGAUUGUGAAGCUUCAGUCGAUUCGAAUAUUUUGUUAUUCAGACGUUCUCGUCUAUUUUAUAGUCCAAAUGACUUUUUUUAGGGAUAGGCCCUCGUUAUUUCCCGUUAUUUAACCCAGCCAAGGUUAUACCCUCAUUAGAGUUAUGAGAUAAUUAACUCAGGUGUUUAUUGGUCGCAGCCGACUAAUUUGGCUGACUAAGGAUCUGGUCGGAAUCUUGUCAAAGUGAUGCUUUAUUCACUCACAUUUUAUAACUGUAAUACAGUCGCUUAGCUAAGCUGCUUAUGUAUUUUCUCUGAUUUUAUUAAUCAGAGAGCUUUUUCAGCGCAGAUUUGUGUAUUCAGUCCUAUUAUUGCCAUCUAUUGGUAAUAUUAGUUGUUAAUAAUAAACCUGUGAACCUCUCA
Molecule: messenger RNA, 4009 nt
Organism: Haliotis rufescens (red abalone)
Lineage: Eukaryota; Metazoa; Mollusca; Gastropoda; Lepetellida; Haliotidae
Exons: 11
Coding region: 1288-2124 (278 amino acids)
Source: RefSeq, a predicted model, not a curated record